Molecule: messenger RNA, 1038 nt
Organism: Dicrocoelium dendriticum
Lineage: Eukaryota; Metazoa; Platyhelminthes; Trematoda; Plagiorchiida; Dicrocoeliidae
Source: the annotation of a GenBank genome assembly
AUGGCCGGGUCCCAGCAUUGCAUCUCGAAAUGGCUACGAGUCGGUUUCAACGAUAACAUUCAAGUGUUUCUCGGUCGUACAUUGCUCAAAUUGACGGGUAAUCAAAUAGCAAUUGGCUUCAUUGGUCCGGAUUUUCUGUAUGCUCUAGUUGGCAUCACAAGCGUUGUUGCAGGUGCGAUCGGGGCACUUGCUUCUGCUUGGAUAGCAGAACACUUGGGAAGGCGAAACGGGCUCCUAUUAAAUCACGCCUUCGCUGUCCUCGGGAGCAUACUGUGUGCCACCUGUGUUCACGCCAAUCAGGCCGCCUUGCUGUUCACUGGCCGCUUCUUCUUGGGUCUCAAUUGUGGUAUCACGACGGGAAUCGCUCCGAUGUAUCUGGCUGAAGUUGCACCUCGCGAACUCCGUGGAACGGUUGCAGCAUGUAAUGCUCUGGGUAUCACCUUAGGCGAUGUGGUCGCGUACUUAGCCACACUGUCCAGCACACUGAACACGAACGAAUUAUGGCCCAUCGCAUGCGGAUUGUGUGUUGUGCCAGCGGCAAUCUCCCUCCUCAUUCUGCCAUUCUGUCCAGAGAGCCCGCGUUUCCUGUUUAUGAAGAAUGGCGAUGAGAUUGCGGCACGGAAAGCUUUUUGUCGUCUCAAUUCCAAUGAGAACGUUGAAGCGCUUGUGUGUGAAUUAAUGGAAGAAAUGGCGAGUGUCAAAACCAAACCUCAAUUUAGGUUCACACAUCUGUUCACUCGAAAGGAUCUCCGCAUGCCGCAAGCGAUCAAAGGCUAUUCCUUCGUACCAUUUCUAGUAGUUGUGUUGCUCUGCUGGGUGUUCAUCUUUAUGUACAUGCCGGAAACACGGAACCGCAAAUUCGACGAAGUUGCUCGUGGGUUGGCCCGUGAGCGAAUGGUUAUUGGAAGGCAGGCACUCAGCGACCGGCUUGGUUCACGAAGACCAGGAACAAAUGAUGCUUCGAACAAACGACUGUUUGUCAAGGGAAAAUGGCUCCCCAGUGAAUUGUACUGCUUUACGGAGGCCACGGAUCCCUGA